Cydia splendana is the source of this 2827-nucleotide messenger RNA. RefSeq names its product alpha-N-acetylgalactosaminidase-like. Gene Ontology annotation, biological process: glycoside catabolic process; oligosaccharide metabolic process. The record is from RefSeq and is a predicted model, not a curated record. Bases 174 to 1418 code for a protein of 414 amino acids. Gene Ontology annotation, molecular function: alpha-galactosidase activity. NCBI's taxonomy places the organism in Eukaryota, Metazoa, Arthropoda, Insecta, Lepidoptera, Tortricidae. The transcript has 9 exons. Gene Ontology annotation, cellular component: cytoplasm.
AUAUUGAAAUGGAUAAUUGGAUAUUUCAUAUUUUGUUACCGUUCUUCAGUUAAUCAAUAUUUUGCUGCGAAAAUGAGUUAAUUUGUAUUCGGUUACUAAAAUCUUGAAUUUUUAUUUGCUUUCCAUUCAUAUAAACUAAUAUUCAAUGUACAAUCUUGAGUAAAUUUUACAAAAUGAGAAUGUAUGUCGGGAUUCAGAUUUUCGUGUUCAUUUCCGCUCUGUGCUUAGAUUUCGUGUUGUUACUGAAUAACGGCUUGGCCCGGACACCUCCCAUGGGCUGGAUGUCGUGGGGGUACUACCAGUGCGCCGACGACUGUGACAAAACCCCCGAUAAAUGUCUCAAUGAACAACUCAUCAUGUCUGUAGCGGAUGCAUUAUUCAAUGACGGCUACCUGGAGGCCGGGUAUGAGUAUGUUGUGAUUGAUGACUGCUGGUCGGAGAGGCUGCGGGACAGGAAUGACCGUUUGGUGCCGGAUCGAAAAAGAUUCCCGAGGGGUAUGAAGUUCUUAGCGGACUAUGUCCACAAGCUGGGUCUGAAAUUCGGCAUGUACACAAACGUGGGCAAGGACACAUGCAUGCACUACCCGGGCUCACGGGAUCACUUCGAGAGUGACGCUCAGCAAUUUGCAGAGUGGGACGUGGACUACCUCAAAGUUGAUGGCUGCUUUGUGGAAAACGAGUAUCUUGAUACUGCAUACAUAAAGCUUGGUCACCAUUUGAAUAAGACUGGCAGACCCAUGGUAUUCUCCUGCAGUUGGCCUUAUUAUAAGGAGUAUAUUCAUAAGACUGAGUUCAGCUACGCGCCAAUCGCGAAACACUGUAACAUGUGGCGUAACUUCCACGACAUCUUCAUCAACUUCGGUAAUGUCGUGUGGAUCAUAGAGAACUACGAGAAGAACAACAAGCUGUACAGGCAGUUCCACAAGCCGGGCCAGUGGAACGAUCCUGACAUGAUAAUUCUAGGAAACAAUGGCCUAACCGAGAGCCAAAGCCGCAUCCAAAUGGGCUUGUGGUCGAUGUGGUCCGCGCCGCUCCUGCUCAGCUGCGACAUGAGGAACAUCAAGCCCUUCGAGAAACAACUGCUUCAGAACAUGGACCUGCUGGCCAUAGCCCAGGACCCUCGGGGGAAGAUGGCUGCAGCCUUUAAGAUUCGAGAGAAAGUUACAUUGUGGGUGAAGCGCCACCUACCGAUGAAAGGGGACAUCUAUUCUUCCUAUUCUUUCGCACUUGUCAAUUUGAGGGGAGACAAUCAAUAUGUCUCUUUCAAGCCUGCGGACUAUGGGUUGGAAGCGACUGAUGUGUAUACAAUUAUGGAUGUAUUCACGGGCGUUUUCUUAAGAAAUGUGACGAGACAGGAGGUCCUAAACAUUUCGGUUCCGUCUGAAGAUAUUAUUCUUUACACGUUCUAUCCCUUGUGAAGGUGAGCCGUAGUAAACCAAGCUAAAGGCUUGGUGGUAGUGACACUAGUGACAGCUAACACUAUACGCGCGCGUCGCGCCGAAUGAUGGUCCCUAUGACAGUUCCUUCAAGUUUCUAUAACUGAUUUGCAAGACCGAAGUAAUCCCAUAAGCUUCGAGCAACACGGAAGGGAGGCGGCAUUCGCACUAUUUCCCCUCUGCCUAGGUACAAGAUCAACUGAUCUAGCGCGGGUAAUAAAACUAGUUGCACUCGGAUUUUUCACUAGACCGAGUCCGCGCGCGUGAACACAGCAGCAGAAAAAAUGCCUAAUUGCUCGGUUUGUUGUCGUAAAAAGAGGUCGGGGACAUCAAAUUUACAAGAAGAAGGUGUUACAUUUCACAUGUAAUAUUUUUUUUACAUAUCAUACGUUUAAUUACAUUUAAACACAAUUAUUAUAUUUGAGUCUCAAGUAAUUGUUGGAUUUAUUGAUUUUGCUCGCCCAGUACAAAUUGCGGAUCGGUCGAGCGACAAAUCCGACUUCUCAUCUGUCAGAAUACAAUAAAAUUCUUAGACGAAAAUUUGUUAGUGUGCGUGUUGUGACACUUGUGACUCGUUCGUACACAAAAAGAGAUCGAGGUUUGCAAGGUUUGUCUUUGACGUGUGUCAUUUUCUAUGUAUUUGUGUCGUCAUUACAGAUUGGAUUUUGUAUGUAAGUGUGUGAGAAGUGCGACUGUGUGUACCUUUCCCCCCGCAAAAAAUGACAGAAAGAUUUGUACGGUAAGAUAUCGCUUGGGCCCCUCCCUUCCGAUGUGUCGGAAGCCGGUGUUGCUCGAAGCCCAUAAGUGUUCCGUGAACAAAGUUUUGCACGGAACACUAAAAAUAUUUGAAGAAAUAUGUUUUUACCGUAUUUUUGUUACUUAAACGUUAUAUUUCUAAAUAAAUUAAUAUACUUCCAAAUAAUGUCUACAACAUUUUAUGUGACGGUUAGUCCAUAUAAAAUAGUACUCUCAUAGGGACCAUCAUACGAUGCGAAAGGUAUGGUGUCCAAGCUGUCUUCAGUUAAUUUCUGAAAUAUGGGCCUCUAGCUCGGUCACAUUUUUCUAGUAGACUGAAAUACACUUCGUAAUUGUAAAAUUUUCACAUUAUUAUUUAUUAUUAGGUACGUAAACAUGUUUAUCGCUUAACUUUAUCGGGUUGCAUACCCAUAUAAUGUCCGUCCAAAAUUAAAUUAUAUAUUGUAACUCUAUUUUAGGUUAAGUUUGUUUUUCAUUUGAGAAGUCACAAAAACCUUUACUUUUGCAAAGGUAUAAUUAGUUUUAUUUUUAUUUAACAUACCUGCUCGUGCAAUUUAUUUGGUUUGUUAAAAUGUUAUAAAAUAUGUUAUUUAUUUAUUACAACGUGCGUUAAACGCAGGUAUGUACUAAAAAAU